ACGAAAUCUUAAACCGUUGCCCGACUACUUGAGAAGUCCAAAGAAAAAUGUCUAUCCUUUGCCGCCGACACAUCAACAAACUCAUUUCGAAGACACUUUUGGUGUACGUGUAUACCAGCCGUAGAUGGACCAAAAAUGGCAGUGAGAAUCCAAACUGAAAUCACCGUAGUAAACGGACCGGAAAAAGUUAUAAAAAUGCAUAAAAUCGAAAACUUCAUUGACUAUUCCAAGUUGUCAGAGUUACACUUCCCCGACGACCCACAUUGGCUAGACAAUUACAUUAGCAACGAAGACGGUCCCGUGGAAGACGAGCCUCGACUUUUGAUUGCAAGGUUCAGAUCAUCACGAAGCAGACCAAACCGUACCGAUCCAAACGCUAAGUCUAUUAGAAAUUGUGUUCAAGUCAUCGCGUUGGGCGCUAAAGAAUCAAAUACAAACAUACAUUAUGAAAUACCGGUAAAACCUAAGAAAAUAAAACAUAAAGCGGCCAAACCUAAAGACACAGGCCCGGGACCGAGCUCUUAUGAUGUUCCUUCGACGUUUGGCAAGCAAAAACCGUAUUACUUCUAUUGUGCCCUGCAGAAGCGCAGCCCGCAACUGAGAUUCUUGGACACGAUGGUUUCCAAAGCUAUUCGAGAAAACAUUCCUGGACCUGGUAAAUACGACGGACCUAAGUCGUCUUUUGAUAAAUCACCAAAAUCGCCGAAACCAUUUGUUUUUCCCACGUGUUCGCUUGUGUAA
Molecule: messenger RNA, 741 nt
Organism: Adelges cooleyi (spruce gall adelgid)
Lineage: Eukaryota; Metazoa; Arthropoda; Insecta; Hemiptera; Adelgidae
Exons: 7
Coding region: 136-741 (201 amino acids)
Source: RefSeq, a predicted model, not a curated record